AAUAGUAUGAAAGAUUAUAUUUAUUACAUUCCUGGCUAUACUGGAUUUUGUCCAGAUCUACCUAAUCACUUUGGAGAAAGCUACGGCAAGGCUACGCAUCAGAUCAUCAGACAACGACCGAGAGAUCUUUUGAGAGAAAGGUUGUCUGAUGUGCGGUACGGGGAACGAAAGCGGGGAACGUACUAUAACGCAUACCAGGGUGAUCACUGGCACAACAGCAAGUACGUCGACUGCUGCAAGAAGUCCUGCUGCGAUUCCUGCUGCCGAAAAUGUCGAAGACGUGAUGAAUGCAUUUACAAACUUCCAAAAUACUCGAACAACAAGGGUUUCGGAAAAGGAAUGGCUGGACGACAGAAUUUUGUCUGUCCAACUUAUGUCUACGUUGAAGGAUAUGCAGGUCGAGAAUGCGAUGAAGAGGAGAUGUACUGUCCACCCUCACCUCGAAAAUGCUGUAUUCCACCUAAAAAGUCCCGACCUUGCUGCAACUCAUGUUGCGAUCGGAAAGUCAUGCAUCACAAACAAUAUGGAUCCAUGCAAGAUAAACAAAGUUAUACACCAGGUAUAAAAGUUAUGUUUGAUGCACCCUGUUUGGAAAAACUUUUCAAAAGACAACAUGAAAAACCAAAAAGCGGUCGCUGUUACUGCUGUUGCUGAAUGUGAUAAAUGACUUCCAAGCAGAAAUACUCACAGAAAGCUCGAGCAAUAGAAAUUUUGUAACUCUAAUCAUAUUAUUUUAAGCUAUCAAUUUUAGUAAAGCAUUAAAUUGAAAUAAGGAGACAGUAAAUAAUUGGCCUGAAAUUUGAACUAAACUGUGUACGUUAAAAAGCAAGUGAAACAUGAAUAAAAAUUAUCUACACUUAAUACAAG
Messenger RNA from Parasteatoda tepidariorum (common house spider), 867 nucleotides. The record is from RefSeq and is a predicted model, not a curated record. Lineage: Eukaryota; Metazoa; Arthropoda; Arachnida; Araneae; Theridiidae.